This is a messenger RNA of Alosa sapidissima (American shad), 3307 nucleotides long. It is a transcript of the gene ppp5c, whose product is annotated as protein phosphatase 5, catalytic subunit. The transcript is spliced from 13 exons. The record is from RefSeq and is a predicted model, not a curated record. Gene Ontology annotation, molecular function: protein binding; protein serine/threonine phosphatase activity. Lineage: Eukaryota; Metazoa; Chordata; Actinopteri; Clupeiformes; Clupeidae. Bases 6 to 1562 code for a protein of 518 amino acids. Gene Ontology annotation, cellular component: cytosol; nucleus.
GCGGCAUGAAAGCAAAUCAUAGGCAGAUUUGCGACGAGUGGGGUCUUCACGCUGUACAGUUUGCGACGGUGCCCUCAACGGCAAUGGCGAGCGUGACGGAUAGCGGCAGUGAGAAGAUGGCGGAGGAAGAACGGAAUGCCAAUGCCGAGAAACUCAAGGAGAAGGCCAAUACUUACUUUAAAGACAAAGACUAUGAGAACGCAAUCAAGUAUUACACAGAGGCGAUCGAGCUGAACCCUACUAAUGCCAUCUACUUUAGCAACCGCAGUUUGGCCUACCUGCGCACAGAGUGCUAUGGCUACGCCCUGGCCGACGCCACCAGGGCACUGGAGGCGGAUAAGAACUAUAUCAAAGGCUACUACCGACGGGCCACUUCCAACAUGGCACUGGGCAAGUUCAAGGCCGCGCUCAAGGAUUAUGAGACGGUAGUAAGGGUGAGGCCCAAUGACAAGGAUGCCAAGAUGAAGUACCAGGAGUGCAACAAGAUCGUCAAGCAGAAGGCCUUUGAGCGGGCCAUCGCCAGUGACGAACUUAAGAGAUCGGUGGUCGACUCCUUAGACAUUGAAAACAUGACGAUUGAGGACGAGUACACAGGUCCCAAACUAGAGGAGGGGAAAGUCACGCUGAAGUUCAUGAAGGAACUAAUGGCCUGGUUCAAGGACCAGAAGAAGUUGCACAGAAAGUGUGCCUACCAGAUGCUGAUCCACGUUAAAGAGGCUUUAUCCAAACUUCCUAGUCUUGUUGAGAUUACGCUUAAAGAGACAGAGAAAAUCACCAUUUGCGGUGACACACAUGGUCAGUACUAUGACCUCCUCAACAUUUUUGAGCUGAACGGUUUACCAUCCGAGACCAACCCCUACCUGUUUAAUGGGGAUUUCGUUGACCGCGGCUCGUUCUCAUUAGAGGUCAUCCUCACACUCUUCGGCUUCAAGCUGCUCUAUCCCGACCACUUCUUCCUGCUGAGGGGUAACCACGAGACGGACAAUAUGAACCAAAUGUACGGCUUCGAGGGUGAGGUGAAGGCCAAGUACACGGCACAGAUGUUCCAGCUGUUCAGCGAGGUCUUCCAGUGGCUGCCACUCGCACAGUGCAUCAACGGCAAAGUGCUGGUGAUGCACGGAGGCCUGUUUAGUGAGGACGGCGUAACCUUGGACGACCUGCGAAAGAUUGAGAGGAACAGACAGCCUCCAGACUCCGGUCCCAUGUGUGACCUCCUGUGGUCUGACCCACAGCCUCAGAACGGGCGCUCCGUCAGUAAGCGAGGCGUGAGCUGCCAGUUUGGGCCAGAUGUGACGCAGCGCUUCCUGGAGCAGAACAAGCUGGACUACAUAAUACGCAGCCACGAGGUCAAGGGCGAAGGCUACGAGAUCACCCACUCAGGGAAGUGCAUCACCGUGUUCUCGGCGCCCAACUACUGUGACCAGAUGGCUAAUAAAGGAGCCUAUAUCCACCUCAAGGGAUCUGAUCUCAAGCCAGAGUUUCACCAGUUCACUGCUGUGCCUCAUCCGAAUGUCAAGCCCAUGGCAUACGCCAACACCUUGAUGCAGCUGGGCAUGAUGUAGAGGCUACGCUGCGUUUGUCCGAGUCUUCGUCUCAGUCUGCUGGACCACAGUUGGACAGCAGCUGGUCACCUGCUCUCUCCUCCGUGCACUCUAGCACCCCCCCCCCCCCUCCCGCCCCGGCCCACCCUCCCACUAUCACCAACCUCCCCGACAGUCCCUACAGCCACUAGACACACUCUCAUUCCAGGUUUUGCAGUAGUGGGGUCUCUAGCGCACACACACACACACACACGGCCACACAUAAACACACACACACACACACACUCGCAUAAACAAGAUACAACAACAUAGACAAAGGUGUGUACGCACACAUUUACCAGGCUCAGUUUACAUAUUGUUUUGUUUCAGGACGCUGGGGUGCUAACUCUGGGUGGCCGAGGGUUGGGAUUGUGCUUAUCAAGCUGUAUUGGCAAAGUAGGAAUCAGCCCUUGUUUGUCAGUAUACACCAGAGUAUGGAGGGGUAUGGGGGACAUAGUCAAUGUAUCUUUUCUCUCUCUCUCUCUCUCUUCUUUCUCUCUCUCUUUCUCUCCCCCCCCCCUCUCUCUUUUCUCACUUGUGCCCUCUCUAACUAAUUUUGGAGCUGCUAGGGAUUUUUCUGGUUUCAUUGCUUGACGUACUCCGCUGUGACGUCACUCAGCCAGAGCUGGAUUGUACCAAAGAUCUGAUGUGGAUUUAUGGGGAAGUGAAGAUCAGAUCCCUUCCCUUAAACUGACGACUGACAUCCCACCCCACCCCAUUUCCCUCCAUCCAGUCAUCCUUCCAUUCAUCCACCCAUGUCCUAUCGUACUCCAGGCUCAUCUGAAACCCCGUCCAUCUCAGCCUAGCCAAACCCAACCCAGCCCAGCCCAGCAGAGUGAUGAAGGGAUGUGUGUCUGUGAUUCUGCAGCUUUCAGAGCCAUAAUUGGCUGCCAGCACUUUUUUUUUUUGAUUGACUGCAAUUAAACUAAACCUGUGCUUUCGCUGUCACAAGUUCACCAAGUCAUCUCAGGAGAAUGUUAGACACACCCACACACACACACACACACAGACAGACUCGGCUGUUUUGUUUUCCUCGAGAGUUGGUAUCUGCUCAGCUUGGCCUCCACUUCUUGUUGUCUUUUUGGCUCUCUGUCACGUAAGAGAGGAUUUUUUUUUUUUUUUCUCCAGUUAUUGUGGCUAGACGAUAGGCCAGGACACACCCACGCUGGGCAGAGGCCCAGACGACAACUGACCAAUCAUUUAGUAGCACUUAACAGCUCAUCGCACUGUCACCUCUGGAACCAGCUCUCUGGGUCAGCACAGUAUUAACCACUGAGUCCAUCUCCGUUCUGUUGGCAGCUAUCACACACAUCUCUCAUCCCUCCUUCCUUCCCUCCUUCCUUUGUUCCCUUCUGUUUUUUUUAUUUCCAUCCCCCAUUCCUUUCUCUUCCGUAUGCACCGAUGAUGCUCUUUGACCCUCAGUGUGUAUAUGUGUGUAUUCAACAGUGUCCUCAGCAGUAUAUGUACCGAUAUAGACACAUGAGCAGAUGUCCGGAGACCCGCCCCACCAUCCACACCCUCCCUCAAUAUCUCUCUUUCUCUCUAUUCUCUCCUUAUCUCUCUGUCUCUCUUAAAAAGCGCACAGCAGUUGUUCUCCAUGCUCCCCUUUUUAGAUAAUAUUAUAUACACAAAUGUGUAUGUAUAUAUACUGUAACAUUAAAAAAAAAUCCUGUGUACAUGUUUGAAAAAAAAGUUAUUAAAAAAAACACCAGUCCAUUGAUUUUAAA